Messenger RNA from Penicillium robsamsonii, 894 nucleotides. RefSeq names its product aromatic alcohol reductase. The record is from RefSeq and is a predicted model, not a curated record. The coding region runs from base 1 to 894 and encodes 297 amino acids. Lineage: Eukaryota; Fungi; Ascomycota; Eurotiomycetes; Eurotiales; Aspergillaceae. Gene Ontology annotation, molecular function: oxidoreductase activity. The transcript has 2 exons.
AUGCCAAACAACCCCACCACCAAAGUUGCCCUUGUUGGGGGCUCCGGGAAUCUUGGUCCCGUGAUCCUCUCAGAAUUAUUGGACGCUGGAUUCGCCGUCACGGUUCUCACUAGACAAGGGAGCAGCAAGACCUUUGACCCCAGAGCUCAAAUUGCGAAAGUAGACUACGAAUCUCUUGAACCGCUCAAAGCUGCUUUAGCCGGCAAUGAUGUCGUCGUUAACACCCUCGGUGUGGGCGCCAUCCCCCGCGACAUCCACUUACGUCUCGUUGACGCUGCGGUGGCUGCCGGCGUCAAACGCUUCCUCCCAUCAGAGUACGGUUCCAACACAACUCACCCUAAUAUCGCGAAGCUCCCCGUCUUUGGAGACAAGAUUGCCGUUCAAGAACAUCUCAAGAACGUCUCGCAGCAGUCUGGCCUUAGUUAUACAAUUCUGAUUAAUGGACCUUUCCUCGACUGGGGAAUUAAGACAGGGUUCCUCCUGGACCUAUCUGGUCCUGUCGUUCCCUUGUACGAUGGUGGCGAUCGAAAGUUCAGUUCCACAACUCUAAGAGGAGUCGGCAAAGCUGUGGUGGGAAUUAUCAACAACCCCUCCGCUACCGAAAAUACCGCUGUCUUUGUUAACGAGGCAAGGGUGUCACAGAAGGAACUUUUGGCCUUGUCGGGUAAGAGUCUUGAGACCAAGACUGUGCAAACAUCAGACCUAGAACAGGAAGCCUUCGCCGAGCUUGCUAAACCCACACCAAACCCUGGUGUGGUCGCCUUUGGCUUCCUGCGGAGGGCUAUCUUCGGUGAAGGGUAUGGGAGCCUCUUCGAUCCUGAAAAACUUUCCAACGAUUUGUAUGAUUUGAAGACUUUGUCUGAGGAGGAACUUCGGAGCCUCGUUGCCGAGUGA